Messenger RNA from Carya illinoinensis, 1092 nucleotides. Its product is annotated as protein FAR-RED IMPAIRED RESPONSE 1-like. NCBI's taxonomy places the organism in Eukaryota, Viridiplantae, Streptophyta, Magnoliopsida, Fagales, Juglandaceae. Gene Ontology annotation, biological process: regulation of DNA-templated transcription. The transcript has 5 exons. The record is from RefSeq and is a predicted model, not a curated record. Bases 1 to 1092 code for a protein of 363 amino acids.
AUGGAUGGGGAAGCUCCAAAGGCCAUUAUCACAGAUCAAGAUAGAGCUAUGAAGAAUGCAAUUGCUCUCGUCUUUCCCAAUACACGACAUAGAUAUUGUUUGUGGCAUAUUCUAAAAAAAGUACCUGAGAAACUUGGUUCACAUCAUGCAUACAAAACUGGGUUGAAAACUAGUUUGCUGAAGUGUGUGUAUGACUCUCAAACCAUAGGCGAGUUUGAAAAUAGUUGGGAUGUGUUAAUUACCACGUACAAUUUGCAAGAAAAUGCUUGGUUGCAUAGUUUAUAUGAUGAGCGUUCGUUUUGGGUACCAGUAUUCUUGAAAGAAAUCUUCUGGGCUGGGAUGAGUACAACCCAACGAAACGAGAGCAUGAAUGCUUUAUUCGAUGGCUACAUACAUUCAAGGACAUACUUAAAAGAGUUUGUCGAUCAAUUUAAUAAUGCAUUGCGAAAGAAGAUUGAAAAUGAAAAUGGGGUGGACUUCCAUUCAUUCAACGUCAUAAUUCCCGUCGUCUCGAUCUCUCCACUUGAAAAGAUAUUUCAGAACAUAUACACUAAUGCUAAAUUUAGAGAAGUUCAAAAAGAGAUAAUCGAGAUGCUUGGUGUUCUUCCAACUCUACAUCGAAAAGAUGGUGUAGUCGCAACAUACCAUGUAGAAGAUGAAGUUGUUGUUGAUAAUUUCAUCAAAGAGGUGACCCAAAUGGUGUACUUCAAUGAGGCUGAAUGUGAUCCGCAUGGAGGAGAAACAUGCAGAAAUUUAUUUGGACAUGUAGAUAUUGGGACUGAAGAGAGUGUUCACAUUCAGCAAUCACAAAAUACUACAGAGGUGUUGGAAUAUGGUGGAACCCAGUUUGGUUUUGCAAUGAGUAUAUAUUGGGGUAGAUGGAAUCCAGCUGGAACUGUUGUCUGGGACACAGCUAUGGUUAUAAGGGCUGCUAUAGUUGGUGAAAAGUGGGUUGCCGAAUAUUUUGUUGUAGUGUUGGAGUUGGUGAAGAAUUUUCCUUCUGAAUUUAUCAACUUCCCCAUCUUUAUUUGGUCAACCAAGGAUAUUGAUGUAGAGGUUCCAGUUGAUGAAGAUGAAUCGGGCCUUGAAUAG